Messenger RNA from Athene cunicularia (burrowing owl), 1727 nucleotides. It is a transcript of the gene PRPF39, whose product is annotated as pre-mRNA processing factor 39. The coding region runs from base 90 to 1727 and encodes 545 amino acids. Gene Ontology annotation, biological process: mRNA 5'-splice site recognition; RNA processing. Gene Ontology annotation, molecular function: protein binding. The record is from RefSeq and is a predicted model, not a curated record. The transcript has 11 exons. Gene Ontology annotation, cellular component: U2-type prespliceosome; commitment complex; U1 snRNP. Lineage: Eukaryota; Metazoa; Chordata; Aves; Strigiformes; Strigidae.
CCAGGUUCUGCUUGAAUCUUCACGGCAUGAAGACGGAAUGUGUUUGUUCCCGCAGGAUCUAGUACUCCAAGCCCGCGGUAACCGCAGCCAUGGAGAACGCAGACAGUGCCGAGGAGGAGAAGCCGACUGUCAGCAAUGACAGCACGGACAAUGGCGCUGAGACGGCGACAGACGAACAGCAGAUGGACUUCAGUACGGAAAUUAUGAGUGUCACUGAGAUGGAGCAGUCGCCCGACAGUUCCCCUGACCUGAAUGAAGAGGACACACAGGAGAGUGAAAUUCCAAAUAUUGAAAGUUUACAGACCACAGAUAUUGAGGCUUGCUUCCCUCCAGAUUUUGACAAGUUCUGGAAAGUAGUAGAGGACAAUCCCCAGGAUUUCACAGGAUGGGUAUAUCUACUACAGUAUGUAGAGCAGGAGAACCACUUACCAGCUGCCAGGAAAGCAUUUGACAGGUUUUUCACGCAUUAUCCUUAUUGCUAUGGGUACUGGAAAAAGUAUGCAGACCUUGAAAAGCGGCACGACAACGUUAAACAGUCUGAUGAGGUUUAUCGCAGAGGGCUUCAGGCUAUUCCUCUUAGUGUUGAUCUUUGGAUACAUUAUAUAAACUUCUUAAAGGAGACCUUGGACCCUGCUGAUCCCGAAACUAACAGUACGAUUCGAGGAGCCUAUGAACAUGCAGUCUUAGCUGCUGGGACAGACUUCCGUUCCGACAGACUGUGGGAAAUGUAUAUAAACUGGGAAAAUGAGCAGGGAAACCUAAGGGAGGUUACAUCCAUCUACGACCGCAUCCUUGGAAUCCCAACACAACUCUACAGCCAUCACUUCCAGAGGUUUAAAGAGCAUAUACAGAACAACCUACCCCGAGACCUGCUGACCACCGAGCAGUUUGUUCAGCUGCGCAGAGAACUGGCGUCUGUGAACGGCCACAGCGGGGAGGACGCGCAGCCUGGCGACGACCUGCCCUCCGGCACCGAGGACAUCACCGACCCUGCCAAGCUAAUCACUGAGAUAGAAAACAUGAGGCACAGAAUCAUUGAGAUUCAUCAGGAAAUGUUUAACCACAACGAACAUGAAGUCAGUAAAAGGUGGACGUUUGAAGAAGCGGUAAGUUUGGUUUCUCUCUGUAUUGAAGGAGUGAGGCAUGUCUACAGCAGGGCUUGCACAAUACAUCUUCCUAAGAAACCAAUGGUCCACAUGCUCUGGGCUGCCUUUGAGGAGCAGCAGGGCAACAUCGAUGAAGCAAGAAGAAUCUUGAAAACAUUUGAAGAGUGUAUUCUAGGGCUAGCAAUGAUUCGCUUGCGAAGAGUAAGCUUAGAGCGCAGACACGGAAACAUGGAAGAAGCUGAACACCUGCUCGAGGAUGCUGUUAGGAAUGCCAAAUCAAUUAGCGAAUCGUCGUUUUAUGCCAUCAAAUUAGCUCGACACCUCUUCAAAGUACAGAAAAAUCUUCCAAAGGCAAGAAAAGUGCUGUCAGAAGCCAUAGAAAUUGACAAAGUAUGUGUUCCCUCUUUGCUGUAUACUGUCUCUCUGAAAAUGGUGAGCAGAGCUUGCUUUCUGUUUGUCCCCUUCAGGCUUCUGGAUGCCUACGAUGAGCACCAAGCGCUUCUGAAGGAGCAGGAUUCCCUGAAGAGGAGAGCAGAGAACGGAUCAGAGGAGCCGGAUGAAAAGAAAAUGCUGACGGAUGACCCAGCUCUGCGGCGAGAGAAAAUGGCGGCGGCCGCCUGA